ACAAAGUUAGUACACGGAUUCUCGUUAUCAUGUUUCGAAACUCCAAGAGAAAUAUCGAAGACAUCUCUUUAAAUAUCAUAGAGAGUAAAAAAUCAACACACAAUCAGUUUCAGUGUUAGUGCAAGUAGAAGUACAAGAUGGGGGGACAUCUCUUCAUUUGGUCCUCCCUCGGGGUCCUGUUGCUCUCAUCCACUGUCAUGGCCUGCUGUGACGGCAAGGGACUCUGUCUGUUGGAAGCUCUCAAGGAAUUAAAGGAGUGUAAAAAGUCAGCGUUAGCUUCGUUGGGGCUAUGCGAGAAGAAAUUGUUACUAGUUUCAAUGUGCAUUUUAGAUAAAGAGCUAGCGUUGCCUCCUCCGCCGCCGACGAUCCUGCUGCAACCCGCGGCGCCCGCCCCGCCGCCGCCGCCCGCCUACCUGCCGCCCGCCCUGCCGCCGCUGUACCUGCCGCCCCCGCCGCCCAUGUACUUCGCGCCCCCGCCCCCGCCCUGCUAUAGCCUGCCCCCGCCGCCGCCGCCCUGCUACAGCCUGCCGCCGCCUCCGCCCCCGCCGCCGGCGCCGCUCUACCUGCCCGCGCCCGCGCCGCCAGCGCCCCUGUACCUGCCAGCUCCUCCUCCACCGCCCCCGGUGUACCUGCCGCCCCCGCCGCCCGCGCCGCUGCUGCUGCCGCCGCCUCCACCGCCCCAGUACCUGCCGCCGCCCCAGUACUUGCCGCCCCCGCAGUACCCGCCCCCGCAGUACGCGCCGCCGCCCGCCCCGUGCGCCGCGCCCCCCGCGGUGCCCAUGAACGCGUUCCUGGUGACGCCGCCCGUGCCCUGCUCGCUGGAGGCCAAGCCGCUGCCGCCCCCGCCCCGCUGCGCCGCCCCGCCGCCGCCCUGCUCCUGCAAAUACUACUAGUCCCACUAAGGAAUCCUAUUUCAUAAGUGCAACCGACAUAUUCACAAAUGUCCCGGUAGAUAGUAAUACUUUUUGAAAUUAAUAUUUUCGUAAAUUUGACCCUAAUUAAAUUUAUUUUGUUUUGGAAAUGAAAUUUGGACAUGAUGGUAUAUUACUAAAAUGUAAAUAAAUGUAUGUUAUACUUACAGAGUAAAGAAUAUUGUUAGGAGUUAUUUAUUAAUUAUAUGUUGUACAAAUAUACGAAAUUUAAUUUGAAAUAGGUAUGGUUUUUAAUUUCAUCAGCUCAAAGUCU
Molecule: messenger RNA, 1185 nt
Organism: Plutella xylostella (diamondback moth)
Lineage: Eukaryota; Metazoa; Arthropoda; Insecta; Lepidoptera; Plutellidae
Source: RefSeq, a predicted model, not a curated record